Molecule: messenger RNA, 1882 nt
Organism: Amaranthus tricolor (Joseph's coat)
Lineage: Eukaryota; Viridiplantae; Streptophyta; Magnoliopsida; Caryophyllales; Amaranthaceae
Exons: 4
Coding region: 98-1435 (445 amino acids)
Biological process (GO): amino acid metabolic process
Cellular component (GO): cytoplasm
Molecular function (GO): aminoacylase activity
Source: RefSeq, a predicted model, not a curated record
CUAGGAUUAACUGUUUUUUUUUUCUUAAUCUAAAACAUAGGUCCGAAUAUCACGUUUUUUGUCCCUCACACUCUCCCAAGUCCCAUCAUCACCAACAAUGGCGUAUUACCAUCGUACGAAAAACUCCUUCUCUAUCCUCCUCUUCCUACUCUACACCUCUCCUCUUCUAUCCUCUCAGCAAGAUGAAGACACCAUUAAUGAAAACCCAAUCAUCAGCCGAUUCCAAACCUACCUUCGUUUCAAAACAGCCCACCCUAAUCCCAACUACACAGCUCCUGUUUCCUUCCUUAUUACCCAAGCUCACUCCAUUGGACUCCAAACCCGUACACUAGAGUUUAUUCCCAAUAAACCCGUUUUAAUCAUCACCUGGCCCGGUUCCAGACCCGACCUUCCUUCUAUCUUGUUCAACUCCCAUCUGGAUUCCGUCCCCGCUGAGCCAGACAAAUGGGUACACCCUCCAUUCUCUGCUGUUCGAACUUCUGACGGUAAGAUAUUCGCUCGUGGAGCUCAGGAUGAUAAGUGCAUCGGUAUACAGUAUCUAGAAGCCGUUCGGAACCUUCGAGAACGAGGUAUGAAGCAGCCUGUAAGGACAGUCCACCUGUCAUAUGUACCCGAUGAGGAGAUUGGAGGCUUCGAUGGAGCAGCAAAAUUUGUGGGUUCUAAAGAAUUUGAGGAAUUGAAUGUUGGGUUUGUUAUGGAUGAAGGUCAAGCAUCUCCUACUGAUGAAUUUAGGGUUUUUUACGCUGAUCGAUCGCCAUGGCAUGUGACGAUUAAGGCUACUGGACCACCUGGUCAUGGGUCUAGAAUGUAUGAUCAUAGUCCUAUGGAGAAUUUGAUGAUUAGUAUUGAGAUGAUUACUAAAUUUAGGGACUCCCAAUUUGAUUUGGUUAAGAGGGGUUGGGCUGCUAAUUCUGAAGUUGUUUCUGUUAAUCCUGUGUUUUUGAAUGCUGGAAUUCCUACUUCUAAUGGGUUUGCUAUGAACAUGCAGCCAUCUGAGGCCGAGGCUGGAUUUGACAUUCGUUUUCCGCCCACUGUUGAUUCAGAGCUUAUUAGAACUAGAAUUGCUCAUGAAUGGGCGCCAGCAUCAAGGAACAUGACAUUUCAGAUUGUGGAAAAAGGGUGCAAUAGAGACUUCCAAGGCCACCCUUUGAUGACUUCAACCGAUAAUACCAAUCCGUGGUGGUCUGUUUUUGUGCAAGCUAUUACAGCCGUCGGCGGAAAACUAGGGAAGCCGGAAAUCUUGGCUUCUACAACUGAUGCUAGAUUUAUGAGGCAGAGAGGAAUCCCCACCUUGGGGUUUUCUCCAAUGACAAAUACUCCUAUUUUACUUCAUGAUCACAAUGAGUUCCUACAAGAUGCUGUAUAUAUAAGGGGAAUUAUGGUGUAUGAAUCUGUUAUCAGUCACUUGAGUUCUUAUAAGGGAGAUGACAUAUAAAGCCGGUUUCGUAUCUAGAUGCCAAUCGUCAGCUACUGACUGUUAUUUAAACUGUUUUACGGGAGAUGAUAAACGAAGCUGGAUUUGUAUAUACAUUUUGAUCAUCAGCUACACUCAAUGGGAUUACAUUUGUAUUCAGCAUGGUUGUGGCGUCGAAUCUCCAUUGUUAUUGUCUUUACCCUGAAAUUGUAUCUCGACUCGUUUGGUUGAUUUGGAUUUUCUCUACUUGAAGCAUAUAUUUUUAGUUAUAUUUGUUUAGAUUUCAUGUGUUGGUCAUUUGGCCUUGAAAUGUUGAGUUAGCAUCAGGAUUUUGCACGGGAAUGUUCACAAAUAUUACAGGAAAAUUAGAGAUGCAAAAAGGAAUAGACUAUCAUUGUAUACAUCAACAAGGUGUGAAACCUGAAAUCUUGCUUGUUUUCAAUGGAAAGAAAGAACCUUGACCGAGAA